Dermacentor andersoni is the source of this 2752-nucleotide messenger RNA. RefSeq names its product carotenoid-cleaving dioxygenase, mitochondrial-like. Gene Ontology annotation, biological process: retinal metabolic process; carotene catabolic process. Gene Ontology annotation, molecular function: beta-carotene 15,15'-dioxygenase activity; carotenoid dioxygenase activity. NCBI's taxonomy places the organism in Eukaryota, Metazoa, Arthropoda, Arachnida, Ixodida, Ixodidae. The record is from RefSeq and is a predicted model, not a curated record.
GCUGCGGCGGGGGGUGACGGGGGGGAAGGCUCUCGCGUCGAGGUGUUCUGCUGGCGCGGAUGAUCGGCAGGGCAUAACGGCACCAGGCCGGCAGGGAGAGUGGCCGGCGCGCUCGGCCUACACACGCACGGGGCGCGGACGCGCCGCCUGUCAGCAGAACUGCAGCGCGUGCCCUACCUCGACCAUCAUGGAGCGACUCAUCGAGAAUCGCGAGGAAGUCACGGAACCGGUGCCCACGUGCGUCUUGGGCGAGGUCCCCGAGUGGCUGAGCGGCAAGCUCUUCCGGCUGGGUCCCGGCAAGUGGGAGUUGGGCGGGGGCUUCUGCCUUCGCCAUUGGUUCGACGGUGCCGCCAUUUUGUCCUCGUUCGAGAUACACAAGGGAAAGGUGCGGUAUAGUUCGCGGUAUCUACAAUCUGAGGCUUACAAAAAGAUGAACAGCGCCAGUCGCCCCGUCGUGACUGAGUUUGGCACGAGGUGUUACCCGGACCCCUGCAAGAACAUAUUCUCAAGGUUUUUCGCUGCCCUGGUCCCCAGCGACUUGACGGAUAACAACUUCGGCAACGUGUACUCUCUAGGCGAUGAGUUAUUCUGCACUUCCGAGACGUGUUUUAUGUGGAAGGUCGACCAAGACUCUUUAGAAGCCGUCCAGAGGUUCGACGUGAACAAGCUGGUAUCGGUGAACCUCGCCAGCGCCCACCCCAUAACCCAAGAGGACGGGACCAGCUACAACCUGGGCGCCAGCUUUAUAUCGGGCCUCAAGUACCACAUCAUAAAGAUACCGCCACCAGGAAAAGGCUGUUCGGGUCUGAAGCGGGCGUCGGUGGCGUACCAAAUACCAUCGAGCUGGAAGACGACGUUCAGCUACUACCACAGCUUCGGCAUGACGCGCAACUACGUGGUAUUCGUCGAGCAGCCGCUCCUGGUGAACGCCAUGCGCCUGGUGGGAUCGCGCAUCAAGGGCUACUCCUUCAAAGACUGCCUCGACUGGGCGCCCAAGGAGAAGACCAAAUUUGUGGUGGUGGACAGAUCAUCGGGCGCCGUAUUGAGGACGCGGUUCAUCACGGACCCCCUGUUUUUCUUCCACGUGGUUAACACUUACGAAGACGACGGCCACAUCGUGUUCGACAUGAUCGCCUACGAAGACGCCACCAUAUUGGACAGGUAUUACCUGGACAAGAUUAGGAACUCCGCGGCCGAAGACUUCGAUCCGGACUGCCAGGGUCAUUUCCGGCGCUUUGUGAUUCCCGUUUCUAAGGUGAACAGCACGAAGGAGGGUAACCUUGUGAGCCUCAAGUACACCGAGGCUCGCGCCUACCGCCAGGACAACAGCACCCUCUGGCUCACCCACGAGGAGAUGGGAUGCAAAGGGUACGACUUACCGACCAUAAACCCGGAAUACCAAGGCAAACCCUACCGCUACACAUACGGCAGUGGAAACUUCGAACGGCUAGGCGAGUGCCGGAAUGCGAUCUGCAAGCUUGACAUCGAGAGGCGGGAAAUGCAACUCUGGCGAGAGUCGGAUACGCAGUUCCCCAGCGAAGCCGUCUUCAUCGCGAACCCGGAAGGAGUGGAUGAAGAUGACGGCGUCCUUCUGUCGGUCGUGAACGACACAGACUACAGCAAGCCGGACUUCCUCUUGGUGCUGGAUGCCAAGACGCUGACUGAACUUGCGCGGGCCCAAGUGCCCCCUCACGUGCGCGCCUGUACCUCGAUCCACGGUUGCUUCGUCAGGAGCUGAGGGGGCCUACGCAGCCUCUCUCCUCGUGGAGCACCACACGAACCGCCUUUGUAUUCGCGCAGCCCUGGUCCAAUCCAUUGCAUGUACGCGUCUUUCAUUUCGGUGCGGUGCAAAGUAUCGUUCGGUGCCGCCAAGUGAGGUCGCUUUUUAGUGGUGAGCUUCCGCCUGUCUGACAAACGUGUCACAGCUCACGGAAUGCCGGAACACCGGGGAUGCCGACGGCAGCAGCAGCAGCGCCGGCAGCGCCGUCUCGUGAGGCUUUCUUCAACCACAACGCGCUAGAAAGAAACGUGUCUGGGCUUAUUUAUAUAUUUAAUUUUUUUGGCAGGACGUGAUUUUAUAGAAAAUGUUAGCGCCUUUACUCAGCACAGGUAACUCAUCGGCGUAUGACAAGCAAAAUGAAGUCACGAAAAGCACCGCUAAACACAGAACGAAUGCAGCAAAAUAGCACGUUUACUUCCCAAAAUCUGCACACGCGUCCAGGAAGCCACGGAAGAUAGUACAAAUUCUCAUACAAAUAUACAUCUGAAUAUUAAACAUGUAUCGUUACACAAAUAAUUAAAUGUACUUGAAGCUUUACGAGAAAACGUACAGAAAUUCAGUUAUUCGUUGCGUCAUUGCUCUCGCAGAAGCAAGUAAAACAAAAAUACUCUAGAUUCCCAUCAACGGCUAGUGUCUGUUGCUGCGUGUACACCUUUGCAGUAGUUGCAGUUACAGAUCUGUGGGCUCUAAUUAACCUAAGCGUCGCAAGAUGUCACCACCAGCGCUGCAGCACACGUCUGCCGUGCCUCGAGUUCCAGUUGCAUUUCGUCAACUGUGACACGUCGACGGACAGGUUUUAAAACUUUGUGUACUUUGUGUAGUGAGUCGCCGUCAAGGUACGACGUGUGUGAGGUGAACCGUCGUCGAUCUCAUGUUUUGUGACCGUUGUGAAGAGACUUGUCGCUUACCGAUCCGCGUAGAUGAAUGACAGAGAUGUAAGUGUUGUGAAGUCAAGUUCAAACAAAAAUGCAG